AUGGUGCUCACCCUCCCACAAUUCCGCAACAAUUUUGGGGCCUUAUGCUUGUCCCAAAACGUCGCCAAUAUAUUCGUGCUUAUUUUAUUCGCAUGCUGGUGCGCGCCAGUCCAAUUUUUUUUCUCCGGCGAUCUGGCGGCCGGGUUUUUCGGGAAGCUGAUGGGCCAAUUAAAUCAAAUAUUCUGGCAUAGUCUAUUAUAUUCUCAUGUCGUCAUGUCGCUCAAUCGAUUCUCUGCCAUCGUAUUCCCCGGAUGGAGCAACCGGUUGCACGCUCGGGGCAGCACCUAUCUGUUGAUCGGCACCUCAUGGGCAAUUGCCGCCGUUUCGAAUAUACCGUAUUUCUUCAGAGACUCCUGCUACAUGAUCUACGUCCCACAAAAAUACGCGUGGCAAUUCUCAGAUAAUUUCUGUGGGCAUGUCAUUGGAAUCUAUAUGGACUGUUACGCGGCAAUGUUGGUUGUGAUUGUCUUAAUUCUGUUGGAUAUAUAUACAAUUUUGCAUUUGAAGCGCUUGCAUAAGGGUGUCAUCAAGAGCACGUCAAGCGCCGAAUUGAGAAGGAGAAGGGGUCUCGAGAUACGGUUUUUCAUGCAGGUGGGAGUG
Messenger RNA from Mesorhabditis spiculigera, 600 nucleotides. The record is from the annotation of a GenBank genome assembly. NCBI's taxonomy places the organism in Eukaryota, Metazoa, Nematoda, Chromadorea, Rhabditida, Rhabditidae.